AAAUGAUAGAAAUCAGCCUUCUUCUUCAUCAUCAUCAGAUGGUAGUGUUAUAGCUCCUUCCUCCCCUUUCUCUCUCUCUCUCUCUCUCUCUGCACAAGUACACUUGUUUGUUCUCUGCAUAAAUAAAUGACUGAGUGGGUUGGCAGUAGAAAUAUGAGUACUGAACCACCACACAAUUCAGAACCUGAAACUAGCUCCAACUCAUUCUCAUCAUCACCCUCCUCUUCACCAUCCUCACCCGGGUUAACUCAGUCCCUCUCAAACCCACAACAACCCGAAAACAACCCACUACCCGCCAACCAAAAACCCAAAAGAAUCCGAGAAUCCAGCAGCAAACACCCGGUUUAUCGGGGGGUCCGAAUGAGGAACUGGGGAAAAUGGGUCUCCGAAAUCCGCGAGCCGCGCAAGAAAUCGCGCAUUUGGCUCGGAACCUUCCCGACUCCUGAAAUGGCGGCUCGAGCUCACGAUGUCGCCGCUCUCAGCAUCAAGGGCGGCUCGGCUGUUCUCAAUUUCCCUCACCUCGCCGGCUCGCUUCCUCGCCCCGCUUCGCUCUUGCCUCGCGAUGUCCAAGCCGCCGCUGCUAAAGCCGCCGCAAUGGUCAAGUUCGACUCUCCCUCCUCCUCGUCGUCGUCGUCGUCGGUUUCGGUGUUCACGAAUUCGGAUGAACUGAGUCAAAUCGUUGAGUUGCCGAGUCUGGGGACGAAUUAUGACGAGUCGACCGAGUUGAAUAGUAGUGAGUUUGUGUAUGUUGACUCGGUUGAUGAGUGGAUGUACACUCCGCCGUGGUUGGACUUCGCUGAUGACGGUGGCGGCGGUUAUUUUUCUGAUGAGAUUCCGGCGCCGCCAGAGACUUUAACUUCAACUAGUUUCGACUCUUUUUUAUGGAACUACCAGCAAUGAAAAAAAAAAUAUAUAUAUAUAUAUAUGUGUGUGUGUGUGUGUGUGAAUUAAUGCUCUUUUAGUUGUUUGUUUUUCUCUUUUAUUUUAGCUCUUUUGGUUUUUUUCUUUGAAGGGCUAAGAUUUUCUCUCUCUUUCUUUCUCUCUGUUUAAAGAAUUUGUGUUGUGUAAUCUUUUCAAUAAAUCUAACAAACUGUACAGUUUCAGGAGAGAAAUUGGCAAUGUCAUAAAUUUCCUUUCCAUGAUGUAUACAA
Molecule: messenger RNA, 1151 nt
Organism: Camellia sinensis
Lineage: Eukaryota; Viridiplantae; Streptophyta; Magnoliopsida; Ericales; Theaceae
Product: dehydration-responsive element-binding protein 3
Biological process (GO): regulation of DNA-templated transcription
Molecular function (GO): DNA binding; DNA-binding transcription factor activity
Source: RefSeq, a predicted model, not a curated record